Molecule: messenger RNA, 1170 nt
Organism: Branchiostoma belcheri (Belcher's lancelet)
Lineage: Eukaryota; Metazoa; Chordata; Leptocardii; Amphioxiformes; Branchiostomatidae
Product: collagen alpha-1(XVII) chain-like
Exons: 6
Coding region: 121-1170 (349 amino acids)
Source: RefSeq, a predicted model, not a curated record
UAUCGGUCCAACUACGCAUGACAUGUUUGGACAGCGUAGGGUAUAAAAGACGACAGUAGACGGCAAAGUCCACAGGACGAAGCACUUUUCCUUCCUUCCCUUUUCCCCCGAACGUGAAACAUGGUUGUCCCUGUUUACUGUUUCCUUGUCGUCGUGCUCGCUAGAGCUCAGGCUUUCCAGCCGGACGACAAAGAUUUGAGGACAGGGUUUCUUCAACUGCAGGAGAUCAUGGUAACUUUUGCAGAAGACAUGAAGACAUUGAAGUUGGAAAUGGAGGACAUGAGGAAGACCGUGAUGACAGCAGAAGGCCGACUUACAGGAAAUGACAUUGACGACCUACCGAGGGACAAACGCCAGAUUUCUUGUGAAGAUGGGCACGUUGCUUUAACUGAGCAAACUGAAACAUCCUCCUGUACCGCGGGUCUCCGCGGCCCGCCCGGCCGGGAUGGUCGGGACGGCUCGCCGGGUCGGGACGGCGCGCCUGGUCGGGACGGGGCGGCGGGAAGAGACGGGCAGCCGGGACCACAGGGGCCGAUAGGACCAAGGGGCGACAUCGGGCCGGAGGGACCUCCUGGGGAGAAGGGAGAGACAGGAGCGGACGGGAAUGGAGGCAGUUCCGUGUACAUCCGCUGGGGAAGGACCACCUGUCCGAAUGACACCGACACGUCACUCGUUUACGACGGCAUCGCUGGGGGCACACUCUACAGCCACUCCGGAGGCGGCGCCAACUACGUCUGUUUACCGAAGGAUCCUGAGUGGGGAGUCUUCACGGAUGGAAACCAGGGUGGCUCGUACAUGCAGGGCGCGGAGUAUGAAAUGAAUGCUGGAAACAGCCCAUUCCCCAUGUUCCCAGGCACCUCCCUCGAUGAUCACGACGUCCCCUGCGCCGUCUGUCACGUGGCGUCUCGCGGCUCCAAGCUGAUGAUCCCCGCCCGUCUCAGCUGCCCUAGCGGCUGGACCCGGGAGUACAAGGGUUACCUCAUGACUGAACACCACACUUAUCACCGCACUGAGUUCGUCUGCAUGGACGGGGAGCCCGAGACCAGGCCCGGCGGAGACGUGAACUCGGAGGGCGCGCUGUUCUACCCGGUGGAAGCCAACUGCGGGUCCCUGCCGUGUCCCAAGUACGUGCAGGGCCGUGAGCUGACCUGUGUGGUCUGCACCAAGUAA